GCAACUAAUUGCCACGCCCAGGGCCCAUAAGCUUCCGACAGUAGUGAAGAGCUGCUAACAUUCCGUUCUGCAAUCGUCGGAGCGUUUCAUAUCGAUGACGACGGGCACUGCUCUGCACGUCGCAUGGUCAUCGCCAGCAUUGGACAACUGUGUCUAGACAAUUUGGGCAAUUCUUAGAGUUACGAUGACUGGUCCGUGCUCUUAAAAGCGAGGCUCGACUACGUUGGUGGAAUCUCAGUGAGUUUUUAGCCACAAUCAAUACCCCACAGCCAGCUUCUCCUCUUCCUCACGCUCCGCAAAGAUGAUCGCACGUUUCAACCUCCAGCGUCUGCCCAUUGGAUCAUAUCGGCACCCCCGCUCCUCCGUCAUGGGUCGACACGAACGCGACCACUUGUUCUUCUCCCACCACAAUGUCGAGGGAGUCAAUCUCGCGGAUGCUCACGCCGGGCGGCUCGAAAAUCUCGAUGGACGCGACGAGGGGCUGUUUCCUGCUACCUUCGCCAAGCUCACCUGCCUCAUCACGAUACGCGGAUACGAGGCGUUCCGCCAGGUCAAGAACGUGCAACGCGUCCGCGGUGGCGUGCCGGUGCCCGUUCCGCGCCACAAAGUUGUUCGCUGCAUCGCGGAAGUGAUGCUCGCUUUCUUGCACCAGGCAAGUGCACAGGCCGCCCGGGCGGCAGACGGACACAGCGGCGCCUUUGCGUUCGGUCCUGCAGGCCUUCAGAUGGAGCACCUCUACCUCCUCGAGCUGCAACGGCACGGCAAGACUCUCGUCCCCAUCUUCGGCUUCGUUCCACCCGACGUCAGUCCUGUGGUCUUGCCUGAUAUUGACAUCGGGCUCGGCGAGGCUUUUGAAAUGGCUUUCCUCACCCACGAUCGCGGUUUCUGGCAGCCUCAGCUUUAAAGCUAUCGAUUUUGGUCACAAAGAACUCCUCUAACGCUCCCCUCGGUGUAGUAGUAUUGUUUCAUGGCUUGCAGCAUUGUGUACAGUGAAGUACAGGACUCAGCAGGUCUCGGUCUCGGCAAAAGGGAGCUUAUCAAUUCGAAUCAUUGGAGUGGCCGCCGCUCGGGGAUCUAAGGAUUAGGUAUUCAAAUGUAAGAGCUGGAUUAAUACCCUGUUGUAUUUCCAUCCUGCAAAUGAG
Phanerochaete carnosa HHB-10118-sp is the source of this 1142-nucleotide messenger RNA. RefSeq lists its product as uncharacterized. The transcript has 4 exons. The record is from RefSeq and is a predicted model, not a curated record. NCBI's taxonomy places the organism in Eukaryota, Fungi, Basidiomycota, Agaricomycetes, Polyporales, Phanerochaetaceae. Bases 302 to 904 code for a protein of 200 amino acids.